AUGGAUGCCAGGGGUUGGUAUUUCUGAAAGAAACAAGUUUUUCUAACAGAAAUGGAAGAGAGAGCGGUAAUUGGUAAUAAACUUCACAAAAAAUCAGAUCUGUGCAGUUAGAAUACUUAUCAAGUCCCACAAAAUGAAAAUUGAAGAAAACGAGGGGAAUUUCAAAUUGUGAUGAGAAAAUUUGUGACUUCCUGAUACAUAUCUUUUUCCCUGGAAAAGCAGAUUUUCUGGAAGUAGUUUCGAUUUUUUUGUAUAGAUGAUAAGAAAUUCCAAGCUCUACAAAACUUCUUUAAAAAGUUCUGAUUGGUAAAAAGUUUGUGCACUCUAUGAAAAAUAUUCAGAAAAGUGAAGAGUUUCCUGAAAUAAUUCAAAAUACUUACAGCGGUCCAAUCAGAACGAGACAAGCACAAGAAAAAGCCGAAUUCGAUGGAAGACGACCUGACGUCGCCAUUCCAAGACGUUCCCAUGACGUCACCGACGGCUUCGACGUCGUCGGCUGGAUGUUCUGCGGCCAUGACGACGUCUUCGGCUGAUGCUAGGCUUUUUGCUCAUCACGUCCCAGGUUCCUUCCUUUUUCAAAUUCAUCAAAGUUUUUGAAGUCCUAACAGUAUUUUUUCAUCACCUGAACAUAAUCUUUCGGAAAUUUCAGGGGUUGUGAACCGUUUCAACGUUCCACUGAAAGAAGAAGAUGACGAAGUCGUAGAAAUUCCCCAAACUGGUCCCUCAUCCAGUAUCGUGAAGCACCUGUUGAAUUUGGUAGGAAGUGUUAAUAAUCCGAAGAAAUUUUGAUGUUUAAUAUCUGUCUUGUGAAAUUAGAUUGACUUCAUUGCUUGAAAAGAAGAUAUUUGGAAGUUAGAAUAUAAUGAAAAGCUUUCUCCAUGGAAAAAAUUAAGAUUGAGACAUCAUUUCUAACGUCCGCGAGGUAGUAGGUUCGUGUUCCCCCGAGGUCGACCAAGCCUUUCAUUCCUCCGCGGUAGAUAAAAUUGGAAGCUGCAGGCAGCGAAAAGGCUCAAUUUCUGCCAUCGGCCUUUGGAAAGCCGGCACCGUACUUCUUCCUACGACCUCUCUUGUACCUUAUAUCAUUUUUAAUCUUAAAAUGUGAUUAAAGGUGCUUUCAAACCGACCCUUCUUAUGCGUAUAAAUUUGAAAUUACGAGAAGUGAAACUUAAUUUUCAUAAGUUUUUAGGAUUUAUAUUCGAAAAAGAGCCUAGAAAGAAAUAGAGAUCAACACUUGAUAGCCAGUCGGUCUAGUCUCUUGGAAUGCGAUCUCUUUGAAAGAUCUUAUUAGUCAAAUUUGUUCAGUUCUUAUUUUUCAUUUAUUUCAUAACAAAAACUUCGCGAGAGUUUUUUUAAGCGCGAAAAAAAUUUUUUUAAGAUAUCCUUUUUCCUGUAAGUUCGAACAGACUCAUAGAUCUGAAAAAUGCUCCAAAAAAAUGUCUCUCAUUUUUGUUAGUUUUUUACAAACAAAAAUUUUUUUAUAUAAUGAUUUAAAAAAAUGUUUCAGGAAAGAAGGACAGACAAUUUGGUAGACGAGGACUGCGACAUGAUAAGUACCCAGUUCGACAAACUCUGCCGCGUCGACGUCACUAUAGAAGCUGCUUUCAAUCAACCCGGCUUGGUCGCCAAAAGGACACCGGUUAGAUUGGAAAAGAUUAUUUAAAAAAAAGAACUAUUCAAAAAGAAACAUCACUUGAAAAAAAACUCUUUUCCUUUUUUCAGAUAAUUUUUCAAAACCAAGACUAGUCCACUGUAGGAAAAGUUUGAAAUGUUGGUCUCAGAUUUGAGACUACAGUAUUCUUCUUUUCCCGCACAUCCAAAGAUAAAUGUUUAUGGUUUGUUCUCGAGACCGAUUUGUCUCGUCACGCGAUCAGAUUCUCUCUUUUUCUUCUCUUUUCACACCCAAAAUGGGUCCAAUGACGUGAUGUCCAAAGAUGGUAGCGAGUUCAAUGUUCCUUGACUUUUUUUUUGUCGAAUCGGAAGUGGUGGCGACCAAAAAGUGAUAGCCUUUUGGGGGGUCGUUUUAGAUGUGUCUGACAAGUUUUUAGGUUUUGAGGGGCUUAUGAGUUUCCGAAAUACCAACACUCAAUUAAUUUUGCUGCUGGCAGGUCUUCUGAAGUGUUUCUAAAAUAAAUGAAUAAUUGUAAGAUGCAGGUGAUCCAACAAAAAAGCUAGUGGAAGGAAAAUUUUUUCACUACAAGGAAGGUCAUUUUAAUUUACAGUUGGAAAUUUCCUGAAAAUUGACCAUACUCUUUGCAUUGCCAGAAAAAAAAUCCUGGAAGUCUCAACCUGCACAACUUUUCAUUUUUUAAAGAAAGAACACCUCAAAGUCGAAGAAAAACUUUAAAAAUCCGAAAAAAUGGGCCAUUCGGUGCUUCAGGUCCUUAUUUUUCAAAAAAGUGGACAGCUUGAGUCUUUCAUAGUCCUUUCCGAGUACACCAAAGAAUGUUCUGGCCAAUUUUCUAGGAAGUUAUCAACAGUAAAGUAAAGUUACCUUCCUUGUAAGAAACUGUAAAUUUAUUCAGUAGCUUAUAAGUCACAAUGAAUUUUCAGCCCCGAUGGCUUGCCUUGGAGCGUUUGACGACCCUCGAAGACGUCCACAUCGCCUGGUGCAGAUCAUUUGUCCUCUGCCUCGACUGGGCCAAACUCCUCCAAGAUUACACCGUAAAUACUUCGUUUUUGCUCAUUGAAGCUCUUAGAAUGAUGAUCACAGUGAUAGAUCAAGUAAUCAUAUAACAGCUUGAAAGAUUCAGUUGGUUAACCAAAAAAAUUGAGGGUUGAAAAAAGCUUCUGGAGUUAAGUUUUGUUAAAAUACGGAUUUCGCCUUUCAGGAUUUUCUGUCUGCGUUUGCAAAGUCAGGACAUUUUUUACUUUUUUCUUUCCUAAUGUUUUUCUUGAAAAUAUUUCUGAGGUUGUGAGUUAUCGAAAAAUGAAUUUAAGUCAAAGGCGCAUGACCCUUUCCUAGAAGCGACUCUGUAGCCAUUUUUGCGAAUAACUCUUUCCUGAAACUUGAAAAUUUUCGAAAACGGAAUUUUUCAGGACCUCACGCCUCCCGAUCAAUACACGCUACUUCGGAACCGUGUUGUGUCCGUAAAUUGGCUAUGUCACACGUAUAAGGUUGGUUUAUCAAGAAUAGAACCGAAAAAUGGGAAUUUUUCCAGACCUACCAAAGCGGUUGCGACGGGGUCGCGUUGGUCAACGGCAGCUGGUAUCCGCGCGAUAAAAACCUUCAGAAGACUCUCGAUCCGGGGUGGGUUUGUGGGUUCAGCUUUGGUAUUAUAAGCUAUUGAUUAGAUUUCUUCUUCUAGGCUUCCACUAAUAUUGAAGUUAUUUUUUUUUUAGUUAGAGAAGGUGUAAAAAAUCAUCAGGAAUCUGUGGUUAAAAAUAUCCCUAAAGAAACCUAAUUCACGAAAAAAAAACUUUAACUUAUUCAGAAAGGACCAAAAUUUUCAAAAAAUGACUUUUAGGUGCAAUCAUUAUUUCCGGCUCCUGAGCGAACAUUUAAUGGAAGAUUUGGUCGUCCCGAUGCGGGAAAUGAAGAUGGACGAUGGAGAAUUCGUCCUUCUGAAGGCUCUCAUUUUAUUCAAAGCUCGUAGGUUUUUUUCAUACCUACUUUUUCAAGACUAUUCUAUAGAUUUUCUGCUUAUUUUACAGGUCAUAGGAAAAUUGAACGUUUCAACUCUGUGUUAUUAUUCAAAUUGAAUUAAUGUAGACGGUCAUAAUAAUAAGGUAAAUUGAGGCGUUGAUUUCUAAGUAUCUUUUCAGCAUCCGUGAACUAACAAGGGAAUCUUUUUUUAGCCCCUGUUGAAAUUUUGAUGAAAAUUGGUUAAAAUUUAUUUCAGGACUCCCUGACUCCAAAACAAGAAUCAAUUUUUCUCAAUGGGCCUUGUUUUUCAACUUAUAAUUCUUGAAAAAAAUUCAAAAGAAAAAAACUUUUUUCCAGUAUUUGUGUAAUUUGCAGAUUUAAAAAGGCUCCAGAAACACGAUCUAUAGCGAGAAAAUUUUUUUCCUGGAAUUAUAAGGUCCUAAAAUACAUGGCUCCUGAUGAAACAAGUCGCCUGGAGCCGGCCCGAUCCGUGAAACGGUCAAAUUUUCGAAAGAACCAUUUUAUCCUAAUUUAUUCAAGUGUCUGUUUUUCAUGCACUCUCAACGUUUUUGUUCAUUAUCAACUUUUAAGUAUUAUUUUCAGAUCGGCGACUAUCAGAAGAGGGCAAAAUUCACGUAAAUCGCGUCAGGGAUCGUUAUAUCGAUGCCCUCUACCAACACGUCCAAAACCAACACAAGAACUUCUCCGCCAUCGACGUCGCCAUGCGAAUCAGCCGUCUUUUGUUGCUCUUGCCCAGCAUUGAGGUGAAUAUUUAGGAUUCAAAUGAAUUUUUGGUUCAUUGAGGUAUAGAUAUAAUGAAGAAAAAGAACUUGAGUGAAUUGUUGAAUUUUUUGUUAUUAUUUUUCCAAAUAUGUGUCGCUUUUCAUUGUUUCAAUCGUGAAGACUGGAUGGUUUUAUUUUUAAACUUGCUUCAAAUUCUGUUAAUUUUCCCUUGUUAUAACGUAUCCCCUACUACGUCUAUAAGCUGAUUAGAUCUUUUUUUUUCGAAUCAAAAACUUUUUUGUUUGCAGUUGUAGAAGCAGACAGACGCUGAUAAAAAAAAAAACUGAUAAGGCCUGUCAAAUAAACUUUUUUCGCGAAUAUUGAGCUAAAAAAUUUGUGUUUUGAUAAGAGGAUCGUACUAUAGAGAUUAUAGCCUACAUUCAAUAAAUGAGCGAAAUAUUAGAAUGAAACAGUAAAGUGGGGAAAUAAACGGAAAAGUUGUGAAAGUUUUUCUUUCGCCAAACGUGUUUUUUCGCAAGAGUUUGAAAUAUUUAAAAUUUAACUUUUUCUGCUGAUUUUCCCUCAAAGUACUUCCAAGUUUCCUCUGUACUAUCCUGAUAAAAUGUACGGAAUUCCCUGUCUAAAUUUCUCGACCUUCUUUGACUCAAGCUCAGGCACAGUCCAGUUUCUCAGAGCCCAAUUAAAUUUAAACCAAAAGAAUUUUGGUUUUUCAGCAUUUAUCGCAACAAGAAGACGACAACGUUCAGUUCCUGGCGCUGUUCAACUUGGCGAAUCUGAACGGCCUUCCCUACGAACUCCAUUCUUCGAUCAAACAACAUCUGCGACACGACGACGACACUCAGGUGAAGCGUGAUCCUUUUCAAUCACCUUAAAAACAUUAUAAUAUCAUCUUUCCUGCUUGAUUAUUUAAUAAUUUUCGGUUGUAUAUAUGUAUUUUUAAUUAUUUUGGUUUUUUUAAUAAAUCCUUUUUUUCCAAUAGAAAGACGUCAAAGAAAGGCUGGUAAUCAGUUCAGUUUUUUGGUAAAAGAUGAAGUUUUUCAGACAAUAAUUAACUUGCUUAUGCUAGGAUUCAGUUAUUGAAAAGAUUUUCUUCACUAAUCAGAGUGGGUGAAAUAAGUCGCUCAAUUUUUGGUCUCUGAUUCUCAAAAAAGUAUUGAAUGAAAGCAGAUCUGCCUUUUUAUUCCCACCUCACAAGGCGCGAUCGGAAAUUUCAGUCGUUUUCCGACGCCCAUGCAUGUUUUUUUUUUUUUUCCUUUUCCCACUCGCCCAUAUCAAUAAAAACCGGUUGCAAAAUCAAAAAUGAUGUCCUGAAGCGAAAAAAAAAUAUUCGUUUUCCUUUCCCUUCCAACGGAAUCCAUUUUUCGCAGGUCAACGAGGUGACGUCCAACAAUUUCGGGGAAGCGAUGGCGGCGACUUCCAUCGCUCGUUUCGGCGUCAACGACGUCUUGUGA
Molecule: messenger RNA, 5778 nt
Organism: Caenorhabditis auriculariae
Lineage: Eukaryota; Metazoa; Nematoda; Chromadorea; Rhabditida; Rhabditidae
Source: the annotation of a GenBank genome assembly